GCUGCGCUUCCAUUCUCUAUCUUUUAACUCAAAUAAGUUAUUGGUAUCACCCUUUUACUCUGGGAAUUCCAAUAUUCAUUUAAAUGCGGUAAAGUCUUGUUGGUAGUGCGAAUAUGAAGGGCGAUGGCAGCAGUGGAUGCGACGGCUCUUCGGCAGCAGCAGCCACAGGACCUGAGUCGCCCAAGGCAAACGAUCCUCCCUUUCCCUUCUCCUUCCUUGCCGGUACUAGGACUAACGCGUCUGCAGCUGCUGCAUCAGAGCGGGCUUCACCUCCUGCAGCAGCAGCGCUGCGCUGGAUAACCCAAGCUGCCCACGCAGACAUAGUUUCAGCAACUGCCUUUACAUCGUCAGCUGAUAGGUUGCUAGCCCCCGAUAGUGCUGCGUGGAUGGUCACGAGCAGCGUCGAAACGAUACCAGCUAAAGCCCGCACCUCACUGCUAUGGGGAGGCAUCGGCGGUGGUGCAGCAGGAGACGCAGCUGGCAUACGCAAAGCCGCCGGCCCUCUGUAGCGGUCUUAGGACUCGACAAGAAACCGCAAGGCUUCAGCCUCCCUCCGUCCAGCAGCAAGCGUGGCUGACAUACGUUCCGUGGGGGGCCUCCGGCCUGCUGUGAAUGCUCUGUGGAUGGUAGCCUUGAGCGAAUCAACUGAUAGGCGAGAGGCAACCUCUCGAACCACCUUCUCCACAGGCCUGUUUUCAGCUGCUGUUUGGCUGGAGCCCUGUCUCUGUUGGCUCCAUACCCUCGCCUUGCAAGCUGUUGGACGCUGGGGUUGAGGUACCAUGCCACUGCUUGUAUACGUCUGCCGCAACAGAGUGCACGCAGGCGUUAUGUGCCGCAAACAUAUGGCAAGUGCUGCUGAACACUCCAGCACGGACGGAGACAACAGCGUGUACUGGGCACGGAUUAAGUUUACGUUUCUGAGUUUCAGGCACCAACUGCAUGGCUGCUGACAAAACAUUCUUGCAUGAAGUGAAGGACUUCGUAAUUUCAGGUCAGCACAUAUUCGGAAAGUACUCUUUAAGACAAUAACAAGGG
Astrephomene gubernaculifera is the source of this 1035-nucleotide messenger RNA. The record is from the annotation of a GenBank genome assembly. Lineage: Eukaryota; Viridiplantae; Chlorophyta; Chlorophyceae; Chlamydomonadales; Astrephomenaceae.